Molecule: messenger RNA, 1835 nt
Organism: Dendronephthya gigantea
Lineage: Eukaryota; Metazoa; Cnidaria; Anthozoa; Malacalcyonacea; Nephtheidae
Product: protein transport protein Sec61 subunit alpha
Exons: 15
Coding region: 108-1535 (475 amino acids)
Biological process (GO): SRP-dependent cotranslational protein targeting to membrane, translocation; post-translational protein targeting to membrane, translocation
Cellular component (GO): membrane; Sec61 translocon complex
Molecular function (GO): signal sequence receptor activity; transmembrane protein transporter activity; ribosome binding
Source: RefSeq, a predicted model, not a curated record
GUAAAGUUCUCUUUAUACUAAACACUCGAUUGUUGUCCCGUUGUAGAAAAAUUUAACAGAUAUUUUUUACAAAAUCGUCGUUUAGUACAACCAAAGUGCCCUUUAAAAUGGGAGUGAAAUUUUUGGAGAUUCUUCGACCUUUUAUUUCAAUUCUUCCUGAGGUCGCGAAGCCAGAAAGACGAAUUCAGUUUCGUGAAAAAGUAUUAUGGACAGCUAUUACUCUUUUUAUCUUCCUUGUUUGCUGUCAGAUUCCUUUAUUUGGCAUCAUGUCCUCUGAUUCGGCUGAUCCAUUCUACUGGAUACGUGUCAUUUUGGCUUCUAACAGAGGAACGUUGAUGGAAUUGGGUAUAUCUCCUAUUGUGACUUCAGGUUUGAUUAUGCAGCUUUUGGCAGGAGCAAAAAUUAUUGAGGUCGGUGACUCUGUAAAGGACCGUGCUUUGUUCAAUGGUGCUCAGAAAUUAUUUGGUAUGAUUAUAACUGUUGGUCAGUCAGUUGUGUAUGUUAUGACUGGAAUGUAUGGUGAUCCAUCUGAACUUGGCUCUGGAAUUUGCCUCAUCAUUAUUAUCCAGCUAUUCUGUGCUGGUCUAAUUGUUUUACUACUUGAUGAGCUAUUGCAGAAAGGAUAUGGUCUUGGGUCUGGCAUUUCUUUGUUUAUUGCAACAAACAUUUGUGAAACAAUUGUUUGGAAAGCAUUUAGUCCGGCAACUGUCAACACUGGAAGAGGUACUGAAUUUGAAGGGGCAGUCAUUGCUUUGUUCCAUUUACUGGCAACAAGGACAGACAAAGUUCGAGGAUUACGUGAAGCAUUUUACCGACAGAAUUUGCCUAAUCUUAUGAACCUCAUGGCAACAAUCUUUGUGUUUGCUGUAGUAAUAUAUUUCCAGGGAUUCCGUGUUGAUUUACCUAUCAAAUCUGCUCGCUACCGUGGUCAGUACAGUUCUUAUCCAAUCAAGCUUUUCUAUACCUCAAACAUCCCCAUCAUUCUUCAGAGUGCUUUGGUAUCCAAUAUAUACUUUAUAUCUCAAAUGCUGUCUGUGAAAUUUGGUGGACAUUUCUUAGUGAAUUUGCUUGGAACCUGGGAGGAAGCGUCCGGUGGCCCAGCUCGUUCAUACCCUACAGGUGGUAUGUGUUAUUACAUGUCGCCUCCGGAAACACUGUCUCACGUGAUUCAAGAUCCUGUACAUGCUGUGGUCUAUAUCAUCUUCAUGUUGGGCACGUGUGCUUUCUUUUCGAAAACAUGGAUUGAUGUUUCGGGCUCAUCUGCUAAAGAUGUUGCCAAGCAACUGAAAGAGCAACAAAUGGUUAUGCGUGGCCAUCGCGAUAAGUCCAUGAUCCACGAGUUGAACAGGUAUAUUCCUACUGCUGCAGCUUUUGGUGGUCUCUGUAUUGGUGCCCUUUCCGUUCUUGCUGAUUUCCUGGGUGCAAUUGGUUCUGGUACUGGUAUUUUACUUGCUGUAACAAUCAUUUACCAGUAUUUUGAAAUCUUCGUCAAAGAACAGAGUGAGAUGGGAGGAGUUGGUACAUUACUCUUCUAACAUUUCGUGACAAUGGGAUAUGAUAAUCUGAAAUAUUUUACCAAAGACUGCACUAAUGCUCUAUAUAAAGAACCAGUUGGUAGCGCCACUGGGAGAAGAACUUUCGUACAAUGGUACGACUCUGUCAAACGUCCAUUUCUGAUUUUUGUUUAGCAGUCUUUGUUAUUAGCGUGAAACAAGCACGAAUAUUUUUAAUUCUUGUAAAGUUGAGAAAAGUUUCACAACAUUUUAAUCAAUUCCGCUAAUGAUGAAUUAUUGUGCGUGGUCUGUGAAUCUAUUAAAGUUGGUUUAAAAUUUUUA